Molecule: messenger RNA, 2190 nt
Organism: Nematolebias whitei (Rio pearlfish)
Lineage: Eukaryota; Metazoa; Chordata; Actinopteri; Cyprinodontiformes; Rivulidae
Product: cell surface A33 antigen
Exons: 8
Coding region: 115-1587 (490 amino acids)
Cellular component (GO): plasma membrane
Source: RefSeq, a predicted model, not a curated record
UCCUCCAGACCAGGGAGUUCACGGUGAAGGUCAGGCGGGCUGCUGCUCCUCCUCAGCAGAAAGCACCUGUUUCAUAUUUCUUUUGUUGGCGGAUGAUUUCAUCUUCUUUUAGAAAUGAGCAGAAGGAUGCAGUUUCCAUGGCAGGAACUCAUUUUUAUACUCACAGUGCUUCCCUGCUGCUGGAGUUUACAAGUGUCUAUUCAAAGCAAAGAAUACAAAGUUGCCAAGGGAAAAGACGUUACAUUAGUCUGUUCUUUUGUCCCUGCUGUUCCGGUGACGGACAAUUUUUUCCUCUCAUGGGACACUCAACCCGACGUUCACGGUGAACCACUGAAAGCUGUGGCCUCCUACUUUCUGAACAAGCCUGUUGUGAUUUCGCCCUCGUAUGAAGGCAAAGCCUUCCUGGAGAUUGACAUUCGUGGGGGAACAAGCAAACUCCGCUUAACACAAUUGACCAUGAAGGACAGUCGCCUUUACCAGUGCAGUGUCAGAAUAUACGGGGAUGAUGGAACAACAGCUGCUACCACUUCUCUUCUGGUCCUGGAGCCUCCUUCUCCACCAGCCUGUAAACUUCAUGGACGAGCAGAGUAUUUUCACAACGUUAACCUUACCUGUGAGUCUGCGGAGGGCUCCCCAAAACCGGUCUAUCAGUGGACAACCUACAGUGUUGAAAACAUUCCCAGGCAAUUUGCACCCAAAACAACUCAAAAGGAUGGAGUUUUGUCUCUUUUUAAUAUUUCAAGAGAGACAUCUGGAUUCUUCAUUUGUGUAUCAAAAAAUGAAAUCGAUUCUGCCAGCUGCAACUUUACCUUAGCUGUGAUGCCUGGCAGUAUGAACCUUGGGUCCACUGCACGUAUAAUUGGGGGAGUCCUUGCAGGUUUGGUGGUUCUGGGGGUCAUCAUCUUCUGUUGUUGCCGGAAGAGGAGCAAAAAGGACAUACAAGCUGAAGAUUCUCCUGGAGAUAUGGUGUUUUAUGACAAAGAAGGUCCAGAAGCUGGAGAGCAGUACCAGGACAACAAGUCAAACAGUGAGGAAAAACCAGUUAGCCAGUAUGAAGACAAGGACAGUCUUCCUCAAAAUAAAUACAGAUUGCCAGGAAUGGGGAAAAUGUUGGAAGAUGAUCAGCACAGUUACAACAGUGGUAAAGACAGACCUGAAGAUAUUUAUUCUCAACCGUAUAAGAAAGAUAAACAAAAUCCCUACCGUGGAAGUCAAGAUCGGCUUGAUGACCCCCAUGAUCGCCAUGGAAGUCAAGAUCGGCUUGAUGAUCAACAGGAUCGCUAUGGAAGUCGCGAUCGGUUGGAUGAGCCACGAGAUCGCCAUGGAAGUCGCGAUCGGCUUGAUGAUCAUCGGGAUCGUCAUGGAAGUCGCAAUCAGCUGGAUGAUCAACGGGAUCGCUAUGGAAGUCGCGAUCAGUUGGAUGAUCAUCGGGAUCGCUAUGGAAGUCGCGAUCGGCUCGAUGAUCAUCGGGAUCGCCAUGGAAGUCGUGAUCGGUUGGAUGAUCAACGGGAUCGCUAUGGAAGUCGCGAUCGGUUGGAUGAUCAACGGGAUCGGUAUGGAAGUCGCGACCGACUCGAUGAUCGGUAAAACCAUUAUGGAGCUAAUUGUGAUUACAGCGCCAGUUAACACAGAAAUUGAAAUUAAUAAUUUUGAUUUACUGGAGCUCUUCUAGAAGUUCAAAAAUGUUUCACUAACAGCUUCUGGCAAGAUUUUUGGUUAAGACCAGGUCUGAGUCUUUCAGUGGUUCUCAAACAUUUUGUACCGUGCACCCCAUGAAGGAAAAAAAAAUUGGAAUAGGUGGCAAGAGCUGCAUUUUCCCAGCUUGACCAUUAUCAGUCUGACAUUUUGUCCCUGACUUAGUGACACCAACUCCAGGCAGCAACAUUUUUCUCCAUUAAAAAGAAAUACACCAGUAUUUCUUCCCUGGCUGACCAGUAAGGUGUGGAUUUUCUCUCCACUCUACCCAGUAUUUUGCCCAUCUUCUCUGGUCUAUCACAAAAACAAGUCCAAGUGGCAAUGAUGUAUGAACAUUUGUCUUCUCUGCAAUUAUUUAGGCCCAAAAUUUAAAAUUUAUGAAGAAAAAAAAAAGCAGUGGUCCUCUCUUCCAGGGAUUGUGCCUCACAGUUUGAGAACCGAACCAAAAUAUACCAAAAAUAACAAAUUAAAAAACCUUCUAACCCUGUUAAACCA